Molecule: messenger RNA, 6898 nt
Organism: Brienomyrus brachyistius
Lineage: Eukaryota; Metazoa; Chordata; Actinopteri; Osteoglossiformes; Mormyridae
Product: protocadherin alpha-C2-like
Exons: 4
Coding region: 1399-4191 (930 amino acids)
Biological process (GO): homophilic cell-cell adhesion
Cellular component (GO): plasma membrane
Molecular function (GO): calcium ion binding
Source: RefSeq, a predicted model, not a curated record
AGUGAAGAGGCAUCCUGUGGCCCUCGUUUUGGUGAACUGCACCAUAGGCUGCUACGGGGGGGCUGGUCGCCCCCAGCUGAUGCAUGACGGCUUCUGUUCCUGUUGCUGUGUCAUAAAUGGAAAAGUCAGAUGUGCACUUCCGAAGUUUCUUUCUUUAAUGCACAUUUCCAAUAUGGUCUAAUGUACUUUCAGAAUUAAACAAAUUAUAUGUACUUGAAGUUUCACUCUUUUAAAGGUGUGGCCCUUAUUUUUAGAAUGACAUUUAAAUUAUCUGGUUGUUUUAUUUUCUGCUUGAUUUUCUCUGGACCAGUGGCUAAAGACAUAACAGAAGAGAAAAAUGUGCAUACUUAAGCUUGGAUGUGCAGUAUUUCUUUAGUGAAAGCAGUGAUGGUUCCCAGUGUUAUUUUAUAGUGUGUUCAGCAUUGUUUUAUUGUAGCAUUAUGUAGCAUUAAAUUAUCCAUCCAUUUGCCAAACCGCUUAUCCUACUGGGCUGUAGGGAGUCCAGAGCCUAUCCUGGAAGCAAUGGGCAUGAGGCAGGGAACAGCCCAGGAUAGGGGGCCAGCCCAUCACAGGGCACACUCACACACCAUUCACUCGCACAUGCACACCUACGGGCAAUUUAGCAACUCCAAUUAGCCUGAGCAUGUCUUUGGACUGUGCGGGGAAACUGGAGUACCCGGAGGAAACCCCACGACAACAUGGGGAGAACAUGCAAACUCCACACACAUGUAACCCAGGUGGAGACUCGAACCCGGGUCCCAGAGGUGUGAGGUAGCAGUGCUAACCAAUGCACCACCAUGCUGCCCCCUUUUAAAUUACUUUUAAAUUAAAGUAAAAAUAUGUUUUUUAUUUCUUAACUUUUUCGUUAUUUGAUAGUUUUUUAGUGUUUUAUUACCUAUGUUUGCACCUCAAGAUGUUUGAAAAAUGGGAUUUUAUUGUAUUUUACAAUGUCUCCGUACUACUUAUUCAGAUUACCUAACCUGGGUUUUUUUUUACUAUUUCUUUUCUUUACUGCAUGUUGACUCUAAGAGCUUCGCACAAAAAUUCCUAUGUACCCGUACUCUCUGUGCGUGUACAAAUGUCAAAUAAGACAAUCUUAAAGCUGAACAGUAUUAAAUCAGUAAGAUGUCAGAAUGUACAUUUUGAAUAGCUACACUGGGCGUCACUGUUGACCGCAAAACGGAGUGUUUUGGGAAUGGAUUUUCUGGGACUCCUCCCUCAGUGCUGCGCCUGUCAUGUACUGAAGCUUUUGUUGUAAUUUGUAAUCAGUCAGCUAACAUGCUCUGUGUUUGUAUAUUGGAUCAAAUGCGAAAUUGUACGUAAUUAUUAAGCGACUGCCUUCUGCAUUCCUAAUAUACCUGCUGAAAUGCUGAUGCCCCUUAUUACACGGUAACAGCGAUGGGCGUUUUUAACAAAAGGACUACGGCUUGGGCGCAGUUUGUCGUGCUUCUUAGCUUACUGGAUCCAAACCUCGGUCAGAUUGUAUAUUCGGUCUCAGAAGAGGUAAACCAGGGAACGGUUGUUGGGAAUAUUGCCAAGGAUUUGAAUCUGAAUGUUCAGGAACUGGAGUCGCGUAUGUUUCAGAUUGUGUCGGGACCUCAUAAAAAAUAUUUCGAGGUAAAUGCUAAAACCGGUUUAUUCGUUGUGAGUGAUCGAAUUGACAGAGAGGAGCUGUGUCUUGAUACCCCGAAAUGUUCUCUCAAAUUAGAAGCGAUUGCACACAAUCCAUUAAAUUUUUAUCGUAUCGAGGUAAAUAUUUUAGAUGUGAAUGAUAAUGCUCCCGCCUUUCCUGCCGAAGGUCAGACUUUAAAUAUUAUUGAAAACGCCUUUCUUGGGGACAGAUUUCCACUUCCAUUGGCGGGUGACGUAGACGUGGGUAGUAAUGCGGUAAAAACCUAUAAACUCAGUACUAACGAACAUUUUUCUUUGGAUGUACAAAGCGGUGGCGAACAGAGUUUAUCUGCGGAGUUAAUACUACAGAAAGCUUUAGACAGAGAGAGACAGUCUGUGAUUCAGCUCCUGCUGACUGCUGUCGAUGGGGGAAAGCCUCCUAGGUCCGGGACAUUGCAAAUUACGAUUAAUGUGGUGGAUAGUAAUGACAAUAAUCCGGUGUUUUCACAAACACUUUACAAGGUUCGGGUGUCUGAAAAUGUUCCUCGGGGGACGACAAUUGUUACUCUUAAUGCUACGGAUUUAGAUGAAGGGGUCAAUAGUGAAAUUGUGUAUUCAUUUCUAAAACAUGCUCAUUUCAAAGCAUCUGAAAUAUUUGCCAUUAAUCCAGAUACUGGUGAUAUCUUCAUUAAUGGUACUGUUGAUCACGAGGAAAAUGCUGCCUUUGAAUUACGGGUACAAGCUAAAGAUAAGGGCCACUUACCUCGGAGCACACACUGUAAAGUUCUAAUUGAAGUUAUUGACGUGAAUGAUAACGCUCCCGAGAUAUCAGUGACCUCUCUAACUAACACUGUUAGAGAGGACGCCAAAAUUGGAACUGCAAUUACUUCAAUUGUAGUAUCAGACAGAGACGGAGGUAAAAAUGGAGUUGUGAAUUGUCACAUCGAAGAAUCUACUUCGUUUAACUUGCAGUCUUCCUACAAGAAUUAUUAUUCUUUGGUAGUUGACGGGCCGCUGGAUAGAGAGACAGUGUCUCAGUACAACGUCACCAUUACAGCGACUGAUGAAGGAACUCCGCCUCUCUCUGUCACAAAAAUUAUUACAGUGUACGUUUCUGACGUAAACGACAACGCACCGAGAUUUUCAGAUUCGCAGCUCAAUGUAUUUUUUAAAGAGAGCAACCCAGUUGGGUCUCAUAUUUUAACUGUGUUUGCGUUCGACGCUGAUGCCCAAGAAAACGCUCAAGUUACGUAUUCAUUGUUGAAGAGCAACAACAAAGAAGUUCUGACUAAUCCCACAGUCAGCAUCAACUCUGCAACUGGGGAUAUAUCCAGCUUGCGGAUCUUUGACUAUGAGGAUGUAAAAAACUUCCGAUUUUGCGUUCAGGCAACAGACUCUGGUGUCCCUCCUCUAAGCAGUAAUGUGACUGUGAACCUUUUCAUAUUGGACGUGAACGACAACAGUCCUCAGAUUCUCCCGCCCUACUCUGAUCCAGUCUCUGUAAAUACUGAAAGAAUUUCCUACUUCGUGGAAUCAGGCUACUUUGUGGCCAAGAUCAGGGCUGUGGACGCUGACUCGGGUUAUAAUGCUCUACUUUCUUAUCACAUCGCAGAAUCCAAGGAAAACAAUCUUUUCAGAAUUGGAACCAGUACAGGGGAGAUUAGAACCAGAAGGCGAAUGAGUGACAAUGACUUGAGAAUCCACCCACUGGUCAUUUUGGUUUCUGACAGCGGAGAUCCUUCUCUGUCAUCGACGGUUUCUAUCGAUGUUGCGGUUGUUGAAAGUACUGGGGAAGUCCGGACUCAGUUUAAAGAACGGCCAAAGAAGGACAACGGCUUUUCUGUUUUAAAUCUGUACUUGGUCAUUGCUAUUGUGUCUGUGUCGGUGGUAUUUUUAGUGAGUCUCCUCAGCUUAAUAGCUAUUAAAUGUCACAGGACAAAUGGAACUUUCAACAAAUACGAUGCCUCAAUGAUCACCGCACACCCUGACGGAAGCUGGUCUUACUCUAAAUCUACGCAGCAGUAUGACGUGUGUUUUAGUUCAGACACGUUGAAGAGUGAUGUGGUUGUUUUCCCCACAUCAUGUGCGCUCGCAGAAGCCGAUGGGAUCAGUGUUAAUGAAGCAGAUACUUUUAAACGGAACCAAACGCUACCUAAGACUGAGAAGCCAAAGCCUCCAAGUGCAGAUUGGAGAUACUCGGCCUCCUUAAGGGCGGGAGUGAAAAGUUCUGUCCACAUGGAAGAGUCCUCAGUCCUGCAGGGAGCUCAUGGUGUUCUGGUCCAGAACUGGCCCACUGUAUCCAGCGGAAGUGGAGAUGCUGAGGGGGGUGAAGUGUCCCCUUCAGUUGGUGCCGGGAUGAACACUAACAGCUGGCACUUCCGCUACGGUCCUGGCCCCGGUGUCCCCCAACACAUGAAGCCUGGCGAGGUUCCUGAAGCCUUCCUCAUCCCCGGGUCCGGCGCCAUCAUCUCCAUUCGCCCGGACCAGGUGGACGACAAGAAGGAUGAGGCCAAGAAGAAAAAGAAGAAGAAGAAGGGCAAGGAAAAGAAGGAGAAAGGGAAAGAUGAUACAGAGCAGUAAGGAAGGUGUGUCUUUAAGCACAGCCAACAAAAGCCCCAACAGCAAGACAAAAAAAAUAGAAGCAAAGAGAAUCGAAAUUAAAAGUAAAAACAAACUGCUUCCUCUUUAGCAAUUCUGCGUUCACCAGCGCUUCAGUUAAGCUAGUUUGGGGCAUGUUGUCAAACAGAUCGCAGAUCAUCCUAGAUCCACCACCGCGGCAUAACACCUUCCCCUGUAACAUGAUUCUUCCUUGAUAAGUAGAGGUCAUUACUGAUGAGCACCUUUGUUGGGUGAAGCACAUAUUCCUCAUUCAGAGGAACCUGGAGUCCAAGUUGUUACAGCAGCUCAAUUGCAAUGGCUCUCCAGAACUUCAGGAAGUCUCUUCUAUGCUGGCGAUCAUGUCAUAUUCGCAUUAAGGGAGUGCAUAUCUGGCAAACAGCUGCCUCCUAUCUCUUGAAAGAUAAUCAUUUGUGCAAAAAAAUAGGAAGAAUGAAAGAUUGAAUAAGAGUUAUUGGUAAUUUGUGUGAUUUUUCUGCAUAGUAACGAAACAGAACUGGCACAAAUAAAUUUCUUGUCACUAUCAGUAUUUAAGGUGAUAAAAAAAAUGCGUUCAACUCAACAUAGAGAGUCCUAUUAUACACAAACCCUAAUCCUAACCUAUGCCAACUACCCAGUAGCGAUCUAUGAUAGUCACCCAUCCUACAUGAAUCAAUAUCCAAACUGACCUCCGUGAAUUGAGUCAGCUUCCAUUUUACACCCUCCCUUCAUUACCUUUUCUCCAGUAGCACGAUGUUCCUGCCACAGAAACAAACCACACCUGAACUAUACCGACUUUACACCCAGAAUACAUUUAUCCUGCAUUAACUGUACACUAAACCUUUCCUACAAUAAGCUAGAUUCCUUCUUACCUAAACAAGUGCUGAAUAUUUCGACUGGACUCCAGCUACACACCACCUGUCUUUAGUCAAUUGGAUCCUGUUGGACACAGGCAGCGGUAAAAAUGCCAAAAAACGACCACGACACAAAUGCCUUCUCUGGCUCAAUCUUCCAGGAAGGGGGGAUAUGCCACUCUUUUGCGGUGAGGGGACAUUAACAGCCUUGUAGAAGGGAAGUUUCUAGUUAGAUUUUUACUCAACAUUUUUUGUGGAAACAAAGUAUUUUAAAAAAUGUCAGUAAUAAAAAUCCAAGGAAGUGACCAGAAGAUUUCUUUUGUCUUAGGAUGAUGGAAAAUCAAGUCUAACUUAACAAAGCCCGUGGCCAUUUUGUGGGCUUUGGGUGUGGUGUAAACUAAGAAUGUUGCUCCUGUCUCUAUGUCUGCGGUACUCAUCUGAUUCCUGCUUAUGCUUGAAGUGUUCAGUAAUAAUUCCUCUCAUAGCUGCUUAAUCUCUCUUUGAACGCUUUCCCUUCUCUCUGGCUGUUCGGCUGCCGUUUAGGGCUUGUUUGAUUAGCAGGCUAGAGGCAGCCUCCCCCCUUGGACACCUGGUCACUUUCCCGAGUGCUUCUCUCUCCCACCUGCCCCCUCACGUGACAGACACUUCCUGGGAGAGGGAGAACAAGCCAGCCGUUGUGGCCACAGGAAACCAACGCUUCACUGAGGGUGCUCUCAGCGUGGUGCGCUAAUGUUACAAGUGUUCUGGAGAGGGCUGUACACCUAUAUAUGUCACCAUAGCAGGUCCUGUAACUAUGCGGACUAUGCUAAUCAUGCCCUGUUUCUCAGGGCAAGGCCUCUCCAAGGGAGCAGUUAUGUCUGGCAUUACUUGCACAUGAGAAGGAUAACAGCAGGGGGCAGAACUGCCAGUUUGAAGGACAGUGUAUUUGCUAAUUAAGACUUGUUAACCUUUUAUCCACUAUCCUCAAGCACGGCCUCUUUUGUAAAUCUGUUUUUUGAUCUGCUCCCACAAAUAGAAGGGACAAUGUUUCUGCCUGUGAUGACCACUCCCACAAUGGGAUGAGACGUGCGUGUGUCCUGCAGCUAUUGGUUUGCAUCUCCAGUGUGCUUGCAGACACUCCCAGAUUUCACAGAUCAGUCCUGUCACAUGACUAUGUGGCUCUUGCAUGUUGUAAUCAAAGAAAACACAUAAUAUAGCGGUAUAUAUAGAAAGAGAUAGCGCUGGUUUUUAUUGGAAAUUACUGGGUUAAUUCCCUCCUCCCCGUUACUCAAUGGACAGGUACAUGUAUGUAUUGUCUUCUGAACAAUGUCUACAUAUUACACACACAGGAAUCAUGUAGUGUUUCUCUGACUGAUUUCAACUAACUUAGAUAUAUGUAUGCUGUAGAAUGAUGCCCUCAAACGCAUUGUUAUUUUUUUUUAAUAAUCAUUUUAAUUUGCUUUGAGAAUAAAAGGAAGAGGCUCAUUUUGUGUUUUUUGACAUGAUGAUCUUACUAACACUGUAACGUGUAACUUUACUAUGUAUGCGCUUAUAAAACCUGCCUUUCUCUUCCCUUUUGGAAAACAAAAUAAAACAAAAAAAAACAAAAUGGUAAACAAUGUAUAUGUAAUGUAUGCUAGUGUGUAGUGAACACCUCUGCCAUGCUGCUUGGUGUAUAUACCCAUAUAUGGCAGUGCCAUCUAUCUUGUGGCCGUGCGGGACAGGCGUUUACCCUUCCUGUACACCUGCUCAUCAGCUGUAACGGUGCUGUAGUGACUUUUUAUUUUAAUGGACACUGUGGUAAUGUGUGUUGUUUAUAAAUCACAAAUAAAGUUCUUUUCUUAAAUAUCUGACGGAAA